AUGGGAAACAAUUGCUGCUAAAGGUCUAAAAACCCUUAAGAGCUUUAGUACGGUUAAAGUUUAGAAACACUAAAAGACUAGAUAUCAAAUCCUCAAAGAGACGAUCUUUUAAAUUUUUAAAGAAAAUCAUACUAAAUUAAAGAAGCAGAAAAAAUGUUGAAAAUUAACUCUUUUGAUCCUUCAAGUCAUGCUCUACCAGUAGCACUUUAUCACUGUAUAAAUAAUUACUGCAUUGGACUCAAACCAAGUAUAAAAGAAAUAUACAAAAUUAGUUAAAACUACUCAUAAGGCAUAACUAAAAAUUAUUUUGAUCCUAAAUUUCUAAUUUCUGAAUAUGGUGUAAUAGAAAUUCAAUCUUUAGGUUCUUAGUGUUUUAACUCAUCCUAACUUUCGAAACAAUAUCUUAUAGAAUUUCAGAGUUUAAUGAACUAAGUGCAUUAACAUCCUUACAGGCAAGAAAUAGAUAGCCUAGCUUUUAUAGUGAGAAAGGAGAAAUAAAGCUAUGCGUUUUCGUUUAAACUUAAUUCCUUUAAUAAUCUGAGUCAGAAAAAAGAAUACGUUUUGCAUACUCUUCAUCCUUUUGUUAAAGAAAAGAAUAGCUAUAAUACUUCCUUAAGUAAUGUUUUUUACACAGAUUUCAAAGGUUUCGACUGUGGAGAAUUAAUUUUCGAUGAUAUUGAUGAAUUUUAUGAAUAUCUUGACAGUCUUCUUGUAGAUGAAGAUGAAUAUGAAAAUUAUUGUGAUUAAUAAUAGGUAGUAGGUAUCAAAUUAAAUAGUUAAAACAGUAGUGACUAAAAGAAAACUGAAAAUACAAUUUUCAUUCAAUUAAUUACCUUCCUUUCAAUAAGUAGAAAAAGUUAGAUAAGUUUUUAAAGUGAAAUUCAACCAUUUUAAUCCAAUUAGUAAACUAAUUAAUCUUUUAUUGAUCUGUUAAAUACUCUUGAAUGUGAUGAUUCAGAAUUAGAUAAUCAUGAAAACUAGUAAUAAAGUGAGUAUCUAAGGAAAUCUGUAUUUAACAAUAAUUAAGAAAAAGAGAAUAAAAGAUUUUCAUAUCUAAACACAAAAUCAACGAAUCGAUUCUCACAUAAAUCUCCUUAAAAAUAACUUGAAAUACUUAAAAGUUCAAAUUUACAGAAUCAAUUGUUGAAAUAGCAAACGCCAUAUAAUAAUAAAUAAAGAGAUUCACAGAUUAAAUGA
This is a messenger RNA of Tetrahymena thermophila SB210, 1197 nucleotides long. RefSeq lists its product as hypothetical. The record is from RefSeq and is a predicted model, not a curated record. Lineage: Eukaryota; Ciliophora; Oligohymenophorea; Hymenostomatida; Tetrahymenidae. The transcript is spliced from 2 exons.